CGGAUAGGCUUAAAGGCAGGUCCACCUUAGGAUCUCAACGUUAUCACUGGCCCUGAGUUGGCAAACUAAGCAAUAGGAUUUAUCGAAUACACUUAGAAUAGUGGGGAAUCUCCAAGAAAACCAGCAGCACAGGAAGCGGGCAUAAAUCUUCAGAACAAUGGAGCGACGUGGGCGCAUUCCGGUGGCCAAGUUCCGCACCCAGGAAGCCAAGACACGCAGUCGGAGUCGCGUGAGGGAGCCGGACUACAACGAGCAGGACCCAGAGCACGAUAUGUUCACUUUGCUGGAGGAUAACAUUGCCCUUCGGGAGGAGAACAAGGCACUUAAGCUGGAGAUCGAGACCCAUAAAACCACGCAGGAGGAGCAGCAGGUUCAGCAUGAGAAGAUGUGCGCUGCACUGGAAUCACUGCAGCAGCAGCAGUCCAACUUCGAGACCCAGAUCAAGGAGCUGAGCUCCAAGUUCAACAAGGCUCUCAACGAACGAAACGCUUUAGACAAGCUGCACAAAAUGAAGGUCGAUCAAAUUCACAAUCUCACCAGCGAGCUGGAGCAUAUUCGCGAGAAGCAGCAGGAUCAAGCACCUCCAGUAGCUUCACGUGCGGUGCUCGGUUCCGUUGACCUCAAGCGAAAGCUCUUUAAGAUACUGCAGACGGGCAGCGCCGACAGUUCUGACAGUAUCGGAGCUCAGGAGCUGGACAGUCUGGUUGAUGUCAAUUCGGAAGGGGUGCCCAUCACCAGCGGCCUGGUGGAGCGACUGGCCGAUGAGUUUUUGACUCUCAAAAAUACCACCAAUUCUGUGGAGCUGCAGUUGUACGAGGCCAACGAAAAGAUGGCCGAACUAUUGGAGCAGCAACACGCAAUGGAGGAGGAAAACGAAGCGCUGCGUACGGAAAACAGUAACUUAACCAAAGUGGCCAAGCUGCUGACCGAAAACAUGAAGGAGAGCGUGGAAACUAGCCAAAAAAUGGAAGCUGCUCUCAUCAAGUUGAAGCAGCGCAAUGAUGAGCUCACUGCGAAGACUCGAGAUCUGACCGAUGGCCAGCCAGGAUCCAGGACCAGCACGUCGUCCAGCGUGCUAAACGAGCAGGUGGAGUUCGAGCAGAUCCAGGACCAGGUGCAGCAGCAGGCCAGAGAGCACAACGAGCGCAUUGUGGAAAUGCAAAAUCUAAUGGAUGCGGCUAUAGCCAAAACUACUAACGAUGAACUAAAAAAAUUACAACUUAAGUUGGAGAUACUCGAGGAGCAGCUGCGCGAGGCAGUCACGCGUGCUGAUCGUGCCGAGGAGCAACUGGCGCACUAUCAGCAGUCUGAGCAAAAGUCGCUGGCCGCUCCGCCACCGCCACCUCCUCCACCACCACCACCACCUCCUCCAAUGGCAGGAAAGCUCUUUCCUCUCGGGGGUUUGGUGGCGGCUGGCGGUGGCAGUCUGAGUGACCAUAUUGCCGGACAUAGCUUGCGCAAGAACAGCGGCGACAAGAUCAUCGAAAAUGUGAAGCAUCAGGUACAGGCCGAGGCUGCAACAGGUCUUGACGCUCUGAUGCGUGAGUUUAAGUCGGGAGGCGUGACCCUGCGAAGGCGCAAUCGCCGCAAGACGGGCACCAGCGAGGCCCUCAAGGAGAUGUUCCAAGUACUAGAGAUAAGUCAGAAGCAGAAUCGCAACUCCAAGAUAUGCGUGGACCUGCACUCAUCCCGUGGAGUUGAUGUUUAAUCCUGCUCCUGACACCUUUCUCACCCACUCUCUUACACCUUGGUCUCAAAUCUCAGGACCCUGCUGUCCCUGAACAACGAACAUUCCGUGCAUUUUCAAACCGUAUUAUUGUGUGCCUUUCUGAGGAGGAAACUGAAGCCAUUUUAAAAUUUACUAAACCUAAGCCCCAACUUCAGGAUGGAUUUUCUUUAUACAAAUCUUAUAUAUUUUAUAUUAUCUACUUGACAAUAUUUAUUUAUAACCAACUUUUAACCGACCUGGUUAAUGUGUUCAUUUUGGCAGGUUUCGCGUUUUACUAACCCAAAACCCAAA
Drosophila yakuba is the source of this 2020-nucleotide messenger RNA. Its product is annotated as shootin-1. The record is from RefSeq and is a predicted model, not a curated record. The transcript has 8 exons. Bases 158 to 1708 code for a protein of 516 amino acids. Lineage: Eukaryota; Metazoa; Arthropoda; Insecta; Diptera; Drosophilidae.